Molecule: messenger RNA, 827 nt
Organism: Aspergillus welwitschiae
Lineage: Eukaryota; Fungi; Ascomycota; Eurotiomycetes; Eurotiales; Aspergillaceae
Exons: 2
Coding region: 203-481 (92 amino acids)
Source: RefSeq, a predicted model, not a curated record
GCGGAACGGAAGGGAAAAAGAACAGGGAAGGGAAGGAUAAACGGUAAACGGUUGCCGUGACACACACACACACACACACACAGAGUAAAUCUCACAUGCAAUUAGCCGAUGAAAUGAGGAAACCUUCUGGAACGAGGGGAUCCUUGUACUAUUCUCCUGAUAAAAAGGGUGAAUAUAUCCUUAGCUAAGAUAAGCUGGAGGAAUGAGGAUUGAUAGGUAUCUAUCUAAUUGGUGGGAUUAUUUAUCAUCGGAUAUUGUCCGUCAGUUAGCUUUCAUCCUCUUCCUCAUCUUUGAUCCUUCAUUAUUAAUCCAUUCCCUUAGUAGUGAACUACUUACUACUAUUAUUAUUAUUAUGUGGUACCGACAUCUUCCGAUAUAUUAUCCUUACUAUGGAUACUUCGUAAUGAAGGUUAAGGGAAUAUAUCCCUAUCCCACAUACACGUGGACAUCCCACCAUAUAAAACAACUUACCAACAAGUAAGAUAAAAAUAUAUUAUGCCGAAUCACCGACCGGCGCGGCGCAACAAGCGCUUCCUGAAUAUUUAUCAUCCACCCAUCCAUCCAUCCAUUCCUAUAAUCCAUCAGGAUCUUGAAACAGACAGACAGGUACAUACAUACACCCCACUUGUUUCAAGGGUAUGUACCUCAUAGCUUAUCAUGAAUGGGUAGUAGAUGGAGAUGGAUGGAUAAUGGAACGAUGGAAUGUUCGUUAGGCGCCACGCUUACUUACUUACUAUCUACUCCUUAUUUACUUGGGUACCCAACCAACUAAUCAACCAACCAACCAUUGCACCAUCGCAGUGUUGCAGCGGUGUCAUAUCCGAGAC